ACUGUGAGGUGAGAAUCUUGUUCAGAGUGUGAAUUAAAGAAAAGUAUAUAUGUAUAACAAAGUAUAAAGAUAAAUGUAUUAAAAUGAUAAAGAGAAAUCAAGAGAAUAUAGUUUGUUUAUAAUAAUAUUAUUUUGGUCUAAAAAAAGCUUCUUCUUACUCAAGUUAAGCAUACCUUCUCAUAUGUACCUUUCCUUUUACAUCAUUUUCUUCUUUAUCUACACAAAUACAACUAAUAUUUCCACCAUUACUCUUUCUUUUUUCUCCCUUAUUAACUUUCCCACAUACUAGACUGAUCUCAGUAAGAAAAGAAAACUCCAAGUAAAUGACACUAUUAAGAAAACAGAGCCAUAAUAACAAACACCCGUAGGAGCUUAUAUAUUAUUAUUAUUGUAAAAUUCCAUUAAUAAUAAUGGCGACCGCAGUACAGAAGCUCAUAGUGGAAGUAGUGGACGCACGUAACCUCUUGCCCAAAGAUGGUCACGGCACGUCGAGUCCGUACGUAACGGUUGAUUAUUACGGUCAACGAAAGCGAACCCAGACUAUCUUACGGGACCUGAAUCCGACGUGGAAUGAAGUGCUGGAGUUCAAUGCCGGAAAACCAUCUGAAGUGUUCGAGGACAUUUUGGAGCUCAAUGUGUUCCACGAUAAAUCUCACGGGCCCACCACUAGAACCAACUUCCUCGGCAGACUUCGACUCAGUACGGCUCAGUUCGUUAAGAAAGGAGAAGAGGCUCUCAUAUAUUUUACUCUUGAAAAGAAACACUUGUUUAGUUGGGUUCAAGGUGAUAUCGGCUUGAAAGUCUACUACGCCGACCAGAUCAUCCAACCUCCACUAACGGAUGAGGAAAAGAAGCCGGAGCCCCAACCAGCGCCGACUCCAACUCCCGAGCCUACCCCCGAGCCACCAGCUCCCAAGUCAAACACAACAGAAAAUAAUGCUGCUGAUCAGGCUGAAAAGGUUGAUCAGCCUCCGGCUCCGUCUACUGAGUCACCACCGAGAACUGAACCACCUAAGGAAGAGAAAGUGGAAGAAGUUGCUCCGCCACAAGAAAUUCCACCGGAGAAUAGCUUGCCUCCGCCUCCGCCUCAACCAACAACUCCUAAAACCAUGCAACGUGAAGCUGAACUAGACAUGAUGGCCUCCUCCGUCUCAAGGCCGUUGCCUAAAAUAAGAACAGCUGGGAUUAAUAUUAACGGUCCGAGGCCUAUGACGAGACCAUUUCCUUCCUUAGAAUCAUUUAGUUCUGAUAUGUCCGAUAUGGUCACCUCGAUCGAACGAUCUUCAUUCGAUCUCGUGGAGAAGAUGCACUACGUGUUCGUACGAAUCGUGAAAGCCAGAUCACUCCCCACAGAAGGCAACCCAAUCGUGGAGAUAUCAAUAUCCAAUUACCACGUCAGAUCGAAACCAGCGAGGAAAACGACGUUCUUUGAUUGGGAUCAGACCUUCGCUUUUUCCCGUGACUCACCGGAAUCUUCCUCAACACUAGAGGUCUCCGUGUGGGACAUACCCAACUCUAAGCCCACAUCCGACGUGGCAAUUAGCAAAAACUUCUUGGGUGGAAUUUGUUUUGACGCGACAGAAAUUCCAUUGCGGGACCCACCGGACAGCCCAUUGGCCCCACAGUGGUAUCGAUUGGAAGGGGGCGGAGCUCACUGUGGGGACCUCAUGCUAGCAACAUGGGUAGGCACCCAGGCAGAUGAAUCAUUUGCUGACGCGUGGAAAUCAGAUAUUUCUGGAAAUCCACACGCUCGUGCCAAAAUUUAUCAAUCUCCCAAACUUUGGUAUCUUCGUAUCACAGUCAUUGAAGCCCAAGAUGUUCUCCCCAUAAUGAAGUCGUUUAAGGAGUUAAGCUUCCAAGUCAAAGCUCAAUUGGGUCCCCAAAUUCAAAAGACUAAAGCUUCUCUUACGCGCAAUAGCACUCCCCUGUGGAAUGAAGAUCUUAUUUUCGUUGCUGCUGAACCUUUCUCUGAACACAUUGUAAUCACUCUUGAGAUACGACAUCAAAAGGGACAAACUACAUUGGGAACGGCAAUAAUUCCUCUUACUGUUGUAGAGAGGAGAGUGGAUGACAGAAAAGUAGCGUCACGGUGGCUCAGCCUUGAAAAUAUUCAGGAUGAGAAAAGAAGAACUUAUAACGGACGUGUUCACCUAAGGCUCUGUUUCGAUGGCGGAUAUCACGUGAUGGAUGAGGUUGCACACAUGAGCAGCGACUACCGCCCCACGGCUAGGCAACUCUGGAAGCCUCCUGUUGGCACAGUGGAACUCGGUAUCAUUCGGGCAAAGAAUCUUGUUCCGGUCAAGACCAUCGACGGUAAAGGGUGUACGGACGCUUACUGUGUGGCAAAGUACGGUUCGAAGUGGGUGCGAACUCGCACUAUUUCGGAUAGUUUGGACCCUAAGUGGAACGAACAGUACACCUUCAAGGUGUUUGAUCCUUGUACAGUUUUGACGAUUGGGGUGUUUGAUAGCUGGGAAACUUCAGCAUUAAUUGAGGUUACUGAUGAUGCAACACAUCCCGAUUACCGAAUUGGAAAGGUUCGGAUUCGUAUAUCCACGUUGGCUACUGGCAAAGUGUACAAAAAUACAUAUCCUUUGUUAGUAUUGACUCCGGGUGGUAUGAAGAAAAUGGGUGAGGUAGAUAUUGCUAUUCGGUUUGUGAAGGUGAGUCCUACUUUAGAUUUGCUCCACGUGUAUUCUCAACCUUUGUUGCCGUUGAUGCACCAUAUUAAGCCUCUCGGGCUAGCUCAACAAGAUGUGUUGAGAAGCACCACUAUGAAGAUCAUUGCCUCACACUUUUCGCGACAUGAGCCACCACUUCGGCGUGAAGUUGUGCUUUAUAUGCUUGAUGCUGACUCGAACGUGUUCAGUAUGAGAAAAGUUCGAGUGAAUUACUUGAGAAUUAUUAAUGUAAUUGGUAAUGUGAUUGAUGUUGUUAAUUGGGUUGACAAUACACGAACGUGGAAAAAUCCAACAGCUACAGUACUUGUGCAUGCAUUACUCGUGAUGUUGGUGUGGUUUCCUGAACUAAUCGUCCCCACUCUUGCAUUCUAUGUCUUUGCGGUUGGAGCUUGGAAUUAUAGAUUUCGAUCUCGAUACCCACUUCCUCAUUUUGAUCCAAAACUUUCAUUGGUGGAGAGUGUGGACCGUGAUGAGCUAGAUGAGGAAUUUGACACACUGCCAAGUUGUAAACAACCCGAAGCAAUUCAAGCCAGGUAUGAUAAACUUCGAAUAUUAGGGGCAAAAGUGCAAAAUGGUUUAGGAGAUUUGGCAACACAAGGUGAACGUUUGCAAGCAUUGGUUACGUGGUGUGAUCCACGGGCCACAGGAAUUUUUAUAGGAUUGUGUUUUGUAGUUGCAAUGAUGUUGUACUUGAUCCCCUCUAAAAUGGUUGCCAUGACAUUUGGAUUCUAUUAUUUUCGUCAUCCAAUCUUUCGUGAUAGGAAGCCAUCUCCAGCAUUGAAUUUCUUCAAAAGACUUCCUUCAUUGUCUGACCGUAUCAUGUAAGCUAGUUAUCGAAUGGUUAUGUAACUUUGGUUCAACUGCUACUUAGAAAGUCGAGACUUUUAAUUUUAUUUUUCUCUAGUUUAUUUGUUGCAUGAUGAGAAUUUUAUUGAAAUUAAAAGGCUAGGGUUGUUAAAAUUUUAAGGCUCAUUUGAUAGUCCGUGUAAGAGUCAUAUAUUGUAUUAAAUAACAAGUAACACUAAGUUUAGAUAAAAUAUUGUAUUGUAUUAA
Molecule: messenger RNA, 3734 nt
Organism: Cannabis sativa
Lineage: Eukaryota; Viridiplantae; Streptophyta; Magnoliopsida; Rosales; Cannabaceae
Product: multiple C2 domain and transmembrane region protein 16
Exons: 1
Coding region: 411-3506 (1031 amino acids)
Source: RefSeq, a predicted model, not a curated record